Messenger RNA from Esox lucius (northern pike), 1756 nucleotides. RefSeq names its product tumor necrosis factor receptor superfamily member 14-like. Gene Ontology annotation, biological process: positive regulation of cytokine production involved in immune response; apoptotic process; positive regulation of T cell migration. Gene Ontology annotation, molecular function: transmembrane signaling receptor activity; protein binding. Gene Ontology annotation, cellular component: membrane; external side of plasma membrane. The record is from RefSeq and is a predicted model, not a curated record. NCBI's taxonomy places the organism in Eukaryota, Metazoa, Chordata, Actinopteri, Esociformes, Esocidae. The transcript is spliced from 8 exons. The coding region runs from base 246 to 1217 and encodes 323 amino acids.
AACUCAAUUAAACACGUCAAUGUAUGCUUGGUCACAAUGACAGAAAAAAGUCUGCCUUGAUGGAAUACCACCGUUAAACUUUCAUCUGAGUCUGUGACCAUGACAACAGUGACGUCAAUACAUCAGACUCCUUGGAGUCACUAAAGAACGACAAAAAAAAAACAAAAAAAAACGACUCAUUACUAACCAAAGAGUUGUUUAAAAAGAACGAAUCGUUCACAAACUGCACAUCGAGAGGGGACAUUAUGUUAUUUUCCGCUACUGUGUCAAGUGUAACAAUGUUCCUAGCAAUUCUUUUGACGUUUCAUAACGUAGACCUGUCUCCAGCUUGUGGUCCAACUGAAUACAGAAAAAUUGUUGAAUGUUUCCCAGGAGACAGUGUCAGUGAAAAUUGUAGAGAAUAUAGAAGACCUCCCUGUGUUAGCUGUUUUAACUCCAACUUCUUUGAACGCAGUGUUCAUUUACUAUGUAUACCAUGUACACAAUGUGACCCCGGCUUUGGUUUGAGGGUAAAACAUCCAUGUAGACCUUCAUCAGACACUGUCUGUGAGCCACUGGAGGGGUUCUACUGUACAGACCCAACUAAGGAUGGUUGUAAAUCAGCCCAGAGACACAGCAGAUGUAAACCUGGACAAUACAUCAGACAGAAUGGAACCACAUCUACAGACACUGUGUGUGUCGACUGUACUGGUGACACCUAUUCAGAUGGAUCAUUUACAUCCUGUCAACCACACAAAAUGUUCCUAGCAAUUCUUUUCAGGUUUCAUAACGUAGACCUGUCUGCAGCUUGUGGUCCAACUGAAUACAGAAUAGGUUGUGAAUGUUGUCCGAUGUGUUCACCAGGAAACCGUGUCAAUAAACAUUGUACAGAAUAUACAAGUACUUCCUGUGUUCCCUGUAUUGGCUCCACCUACCUUGAUGAACCCAAUGGUCUUACAGCAUGUACACCAUGUACACACUGUGACCCAGGCUUUGGUUUGAGGGUAAAACAUCCAUGUAGACCUUCAUCAGACACUGUCUGUGAGCCACUGGAGGGGUUCUACUGUACAGACCCAACUGUGGAUGGUUGUAAAUCAGCCCAGAGACACAGCAGAUGUAAACCUGGACAAUACAUCAGACAGAAUGGAACCACAUCUAAGGACACUGUGUGUGUCGACUGUACUGGUGACACCUAUUCAGAUGGAUCAUUUACAUCCUGUCAACCACACAAAAUGUAACACCUUGAUGUUUCAACAAACUGAACCUGGAACUCAUUGGUCCAACUCUGAAUGUGGCCCACAGUAAUAAUUGUAUCUGCUGUUGUUGUGUGGUUCACUUUGACAACUGAUGAUCAUAAUCAUAUUAGUAAAACAAAAAAGAAACUGUAAGACAUUUUUCUUUUGCAAUUGUAUACAAUACAGUAAUUUUUUGAUUGCCUAAGAAUGAGCAUAGAGGAUUAUCUAGCACAGAAUUUUGUACAUUAAAAAAAAUCUCUAACUAGUAGUGAUGGGCAUUCCGAAUCACUAAAGUGAAAUGAAUUAUUCUGAUUCAUUUAAUUAAUCUUUUUAUCCAAGCACUUAAUCUUAAUAUCAUGGUGUGACCUUGUUUAUUAUAAUAGCACUCAUUUUAAUGACUAACAAAUAUUGUAAUGUUAAUGAAUUAACCUUGUUUAUUUUAUUCAACAAUUACCCAAUUAUUCAGUAAUACAGAAAAGUACCCUAAAGCAAAUGUAGUAGGCCGCUAUGAACAACAGCAAUAAAAAGUUAUCACUUUCACA